CUGGCGCGCCCCUGCUCGGGUGAUCUGGCGCAGAACCCCGGGGGUGCUUGGCGCACGUCGGGCUCCUCCCCGUUUGCUGCGGCCUCUGAGCUCGCCGUUCUCUUGUGGCCUCCCGCAGAAUGUGGAUGACGCCCAAGAGGAUCAGGAUGGAAGUCGAUGAGGCUCUAGUGUUCCGACCCGAGUGGACCCAGCGUUACUUGGUGGUGGAGCCUGCGGAGGGCGACGGGGCCCUGUGCUUGGUGUGUCGCCGCCUGGUCGCCUCCACCCGGGAACGCGACGUGAGACGCCACUACGAGGCCGAACACGAAUUCUACGAACGGUUUGUAGGGGACGAGGAGCGCGCGGCCCUGGUGGAGCGUCUGCGUCAGGGCGACAUGUCCUUAGCCUCCGUGCUCACUCCGGAGGAGAGAGCGACGCGGGCAGGCCUCGGCCUCUGUCGCUUUUUGGCCUUGAAGGGUCGCGGCUGGGGUGAGGGAGACUUCGUGCACCAGUGCAUGGAGGUGUUGCUGAGAGAGGUGCUGCCGGAUCACGUCGGCGUCCUGGAAGGCAUUGAUUUAUCUCCAGAGAUCACACAGCAGAGGAUUCUGAGCAUUGACAGCAACCUCCGUAGCCAGCUGUUUAACCGAGCCAGGGACUUUAAGGCCUAUUCCCUUGCUUUGGAUGACCAGGCUUUUGUGGCCUAUGAGAACUACCUCCUGGUCUUCAUCCGUGGCGUCGGCCGCGACUUGGAGGUGCAGGAAGACCUUCUGACGAUUAUCAACCUGACUCAUCACUUCAGCGUGGGGGCCCUCAUGUCGGCAAUCCUGGAGGCCCUGCAGACUGCAGGGCUCAGCUUACAGCGAAUGGUUGGACUGACCACGACCCACACCUUAAGGAUGAUUGGUGAGAACUCGGGGCUGGUCUCCUACAUGAGAGAAAAGGCCGUGAGCCCCAACUGUUGGAACGUUAUCCACUACUCGGGAUUUCUGCACCUGGAACUGUUGAGUUCUUAUGAUGUUGAUAUUAAUCAGAUCAUAAAUACCAUAUCUGAAUGGGUAGUUAUGAUUAAGACCCGAGGUGUUAGACGACCAGAGUUUCAGCCUUUACUGACUGAGUCGGAAUCAGAGCACGGUGAAAGGGUUAAUGGACGGUGCCUGAACAACUGGCUGAGGAGAGGCAAGACGUUAAAACUAAUAUUUUCACUAAGAAAGGAAAUAGAAGCCUUCCUGGUUUCAGUGGGGGCAACGACAGUCCACUUCUCCGACAAGCAAUGGCUUUGCGAUUUUGGCUUCUUGGUAGAUAUUAUGGACUAUCUUCGAGAGAUCAGUGAAGAACUGCAAAUCAGUAAGGUCUUUGCUGCCGCCGCCUUUGAACGAGUCUGUACCUUUGAGGCUAAGCUGAGUUCUCUUCAGACGCAUAUGGAGGAAGUAAACCUAGCAGACUUUCCUGCCUUCAGCAUAAUCGUCGAUGAGCUUAAACAGCAGUUUAAGGACGAUCAAAAAAUAUUUGACCCUGACAGGUACCAAAUGGUGAUCUCCCGCCUACUCAAAGAUUUCGAGAGACAUUUUAAGGACCUGAGGUUCAUCAAAAAGGACUUAGAACUUUUUGCAAACCCAUUUAGCUUCAAACCUGAGUACGCGCCGAUUUCCGUGAGAGUGGAGCUGACGAAGCUUCAGGGCAACACUGACCUGUGGAACGAGUACAGAGUCAAAGACUUGGGACAGUUCUAUGCCGGCCUGUCUGGUGAAGCUUACCCAAUUAUCAAAGGGGUUGCCUACAAGGUGGCAUCCUUGUUUGACAGUAACCAGAUCUGUGAUAAGGCUUUUUCAUAUUUAACUCGAAACCAGCACACACUGAGCCAGCCGCUGACAGAUGAGCAUCUCCAAGCACUGUUUCGAGUUGCCACAACUGAAAUGGAUCCUCGCUGGGAUGAUCUUGUGAGAGAAAGAAAUGACUCGUAAGCCUUUGUCGUACAACAAGAAUUCAGUGUGAAAAGGAAAAACUAGUUUGAUUUUUUUUUCUUUCACAUUUGCUAAUUUGGAUUGUUGGAAAGCGUUGAGCUUCUUACAAGAUGUCCAAAUUGAUAAACACUGACAUCUUUUCUGACAUGUUGUCUUUUCCGAAUCUCCUUUGGCAACAUGGGACUGAAACAUAAGAAUACCACCUUUUAAAGACUUCGUUUAAUGGAAAUGUUGUUGCCUCUUACUUUUGUGUUUUAACGGACUUUCAACAAGUUUAGUAUUGAUAUUGUAAGUUGAACUAGAAGUCUGAAUUUAAGAUGUUCUGGAGAUAUAUGCCAAAAGUUUCAGCUCUUAUUUUGACACGGUGUAAAAAGUGUGAUACAUGGUUUGAAAUGACCAACUCCUUAAAAUGUAUUUGAGUCAGUUUACAGAAACAUAGCUUUUAAGUUUCUGAAAAGGAGCGUAUAAUACACAGUGGAGGUAUUUUGUCUAGCUAACAGAAUUUAAGAUUAUUUUUGAAAGCAUAUUUCUGAGCCUGAAGUAAAUACUGGCAGAGUUUUGGCUCCACCCCCACCUACCUAGUUGAUGGUGACAUUACAGAUGGAGGAAAUAAUCAAAAUUUGGUUGGAGCAGCAAGAAUUAUUUUAAGAUUUGAUUUAGGAGGCGUCACAGUCAGGAAUUAAGGAUGAAUGCUUAUUGGAGGUUUGCUCCUUAUUUUCUCACAGCUAGGGGCAGUUUUUUCAGCUAUCAAAGGACCAUGGUAAGUAUGGAACCUUAACCAUUGCCAGUCAGUAAUUCUCUUUUCUACCUUAGAAAGACCUUUGACCCUAUCAAAGGUGGGGGGUGGGAGAGGGUCUUUUACACUUCAGGAUCAGGAGUUAUGAGAGGUUUUAGCUUAUUUGUCUUUUCUGCAUGGGUAUUAAUGUUUUAUAAAAGAAACUUAUGCUUAAGGGAGACAUUUUAUUUUGAAAUGACAAGUGUCAGAUUUUGUUAGCUGCUGAAAGUGGAUUUACUCUAGAACUGUCUACAGAUUGAGUAAAGACAGUGCACAAGUAAUAUUUAAAUCUCAAGAAGCAGCCUUAUCCACAGACUGUAACAAUUCCUCCUCCUAGAGACGUUGGUUUUGUGCUCUAACGUUACCAGACAUGUUAACUGUGAAAACAUCAACCUUACACUAAAGCUCAGCAUUGUAAGCCGGACGUAAAAGCAGCACCCGAUUUGUAACUCAUCCGCAAGUACAGUUUCAAAGCUGUCGUGCUACUUCGUGUCUUAAAUAUCGCAGCACGUCAUCCUGUUGCACAUUCAAGGAACCUGAUUACAACCAAGAAUUUAGAAGGAACCGAUGCCUAAGCCACACGAACCUAAGAACCAAAGUCAGAUCAGUGGUUCUCAACCAGAGGUAGAACCCUUCCUUCCACAGAGUGCUGGGAAGUGUGUCGGGGCACCUUUGUGGUUAUCUUAUUUACUGGAGGGGUCUGCUGGCAUUUGAGCGUAAAGAUUUCUCUCUCCUGCGGCGUUCAGGACAGCCUGAUGCCAUGAAGAGUCAUCACUCCCAAAGUGCCAGCGCCCUUCCCCACCAAGUACAUAUUAUCUUAUUUCAAGGGACAGGGAAAUCUCCAGUAGAAGCUGAUGGCGUACUUGAUAGGGAAGCCUAAUCCCAGCGGUUCAGAGAAGAAAAGCCAGUAUCAGGUUGAUAUUUUGCUUAUCCAGGAAUAAGCCUAAGUACCUAAAAAAACAGAAGGACUCUACUGGCAGUUUCCCAGUAGCUUUGUGUAUUACCGUUCGCAGCAAAUCCUUCAAAUACUUUUAUUAUUUGAGAGAAUGAUUGGAAGUCCUGAAAGCCGCUUCUACUUUCCAUUCCUAGUCCUCUAAAUAUUAUUAUCUGUGCAUUCUACCAAGUUCUCGUGUUUUGCUUAAGGUGAUAAUAAAAUUAGAUUGCAUCAUGUAGCCACUAUGUGAGUAUGGGGGAGAUAGAAAUAAGCUAAGAUUUUUUUUUUAAUUGACCCUCAGCAAUAGAGUUUGCUGUAACUAGUCUUGGGGUUUUUUUCUUUUGUUUGUUUGUUUGUUUAAGACAGUGGUUCUCAACCUUCCUAAUGUUGUGACCCUUUAAUACAGUUCAUGUUGUGGUGACUCCCCACCAUAAGAUUAUUUCAUUGCUACUUCAUAAGUGUGAUUUUGUUACUGUUAAGAAUUAUGAUGUAAAUAUCUGAUACACAACCUGAAGUGGUUGUGACACACAGGUUGAGAACCACUUGUUUAAGGCCUUUUCCGUAUUAAGUAACUCUAGCUGCAUGGCCGUCUUUUCUUUUUCCUUUACAAAUAUAUAGUUGUUACUGGUCCUGUGGCAUCAGUGAAUAUAGUUAAAAUAAGUGCCAUUUAAAAAACAAACAACUCUGUGUCCUUAACUGUUCUUCCCUAUUUCUCUCAUUCCCACUAGUUCAAAUGUUUGCUUGCCCAGUCUCCCAUGUUGCCAGUCAGAUCCCUCAAGUUCAGUAUCUGUCAGUAUUUCCCCUGGAAAUCACCCUAGCAUUGCAGACACACCAGCUCCAGGUACGCUCAGUCACUGCGGCCACCUCUUCCUUCAGUAUGUCUGAUUCUGUCUGCUGGUUGCUUUGGGUUUUGUUUUUUUUCCUUAGGCUGCCUAAUCUAUGUUGCCUCGCUUCCUUACAGUACCUCCUCAGUUGGUCUCUUUUAUGACUUUAGUUGCCCCUUGUAUGCAGAUAUUUCCAAAUUCGUAUCUCCUGAAGAUUUCCCCCUAAUCCUAGUUGCUAGUAUCACUGACACUGUUCUCUCGCAAGCUUCCCAACACGUCUUAGCUCUUUCUCCCAAACCUGCUCUUGCUCUCAUUACCCUAUCAGCAGAUGGCGUUACAGUGGCCCGUCAGUCACCCUCACCCGAUCCCCAAACUGAUCAUACUGCUCCUUGGCUUCCACCAUUGCUGUCAGAAUAGAUAGGAUAUAAACGUUCAUCUUGCAGAUCUUGGUUUAUAUAUCUAAGAAGCUUCAGUGGUGCCCUUUAGCGGGUACCCAACUACACUUGCUAAACACCCUUGUCCUUCCUACUUAGCCUUUCUUACUGCUAGACUGGAGCGGAGAAGUCUAACCCAUUGUUUCAUCUCUAGUGGAUAGUUCAAAGCCUGGCAUUUGAAUAAAUGUUUGGGCAAAUAAAUACUUGUCUGACUAUUAUGACCUUUGAAACCUUCACAGUCUUCAUUUGAUCUUCAUAGACAUCCUGCCUGUUCACUGAAUAGUUCUUAGCCAUGGAUUGCAAAUUAAGAAAUGAAACUCACCUUAUUUGUGACUAGGGACCUCAUUGUUGUGUUUUUUGAAUUUAGUGCAGUGCUUAGCAUGUGGUUCAAAUAUUAUGUGAAUGUUGUUAAGAAAACAGAUUGUAAUUUACCCUAGUAAAUUAGUAGUAAUGUCAAGAUUCAAACCUAGUUGUACUCACAAGUCUGCUCUGUAGUGUUAAAUACAUCCAUAGUAGUCUUUUUUUUUUUUAAUUUCCAAAGGAACCUACAUACAGAAGGAAAGGGUUGGAUAAGUGCCUAGAUUGAACUGAGUUCCGUAAUCUAAAAAUUACUUUCAGUAUUGGAGAAAGACAAUGCCACAUAAGAGUUAAUGUCCAUUUUUCCUUUUGUAGGCGUCAACCCUAGGAGAAAAUGGCAUGCUAUUUAGUAGUUACUUUCCUUUACAGAUGAUUUCUGGCUCUUCUGGAAUUUCAAAGUAAGUAAACUUGUUUCUGAGAAGGUUGUCUUAGCCCUUCUGGCUACUAGAUCCUCAAUUCAUUAAUGUUCCUACAUGUGGAAUGCCCACAUCAUCUCCCCAAGGGGAAAAUCCCAGAUGAGGCCCAGUUAACACAUACUUUUCAAUUUGCUGUAUUUCUUUGCUUUCUUGUUUCAUGCUUUGGUGAACUUCAUUUCUGGGUAACUGGGCCUUUUUAUUCUUUAGCCUGAAAGCCAGACCCUGAGUUUCUGUCAUUAAGCUAUUUGCCCAAUUUAAGAGAUGAACUGUAUCAUUCUCUUAAUUGAACUUAUAGUUUUAGGAAGUUACAUUAAUUAAUUAAUUAGUUCACUCUGAGGUCUUGGUAGUAAGUAUGACAGUUAUCCAGAGAUUUGAUCCUUGUUGCAAAACUAGAUUUUCAUUAACCUCUGCGUUAAGGUUUCUCAUUUUUAUCUCGUAUUGAAAAAUUGCCUCAUCCUACACUGUAAGUACUUUAUAGUCUUUAUUUCUGCCUUGAAACUGACCAAAUACUGAGUUCAUGUCCUAUACAUUUUGUCAAAUGCAGUCAACAGCCACCGCAAGAUAAUUCUUUCUUUGAUAAAGGGUAGAUGUCCCAGUUCAUCUCAAGGGGCACUUUUGCCUCUCUAUAAUAUAAAUUGCCCCUAUGUAAUUUUUUUUUCUAUCUUCCAGUAGCAAUCUUCCUGAAUGCCUCUCAACUAAUCACUAAGCAACGCGUUUAGUAUGUUAGUUCUGCAUCAGGAUUGGAAAGGUUGCCAGUGAGGUGAAUAACUACAAAAGUUGAAUGUCUCCACAACUUUCUGUAGCAAGUUGUCUAGGACUUCGUGUAGGCGAGGGGCUGGCAGAUACAGCAGGCAGGCCGAGUCUGUCCUCAGAGGAAGUGUGAGAGGUACAGCCGUGAACUGCCAUGGGUGCUUCUCCACAGUCACAAGAGUUGAGUAGUUCUGACACAGUGUGUGCAACACACGCUGAAAUACGUUCCUCAUUAAUUCCUGCUUAAAAUGCCCCUGUCGCGGGGCUCAGGACAAAGCAGAUACUCAUUAGGAGCUGGCUGCUCACUUUGGGGAAUGAGAAGAGAAAGUUUGGCAGAUAGCAGAGGCUGCAAAGGCCCACACCACACCAGAGUUCAAGGAGCAGUUCAAUCCCUCCAUACGGCUGGGAGGAAAAUGAACUAUUUGGAAGACGACACUACUAAUUAUCAUGGUUCUUUUCCCCUAGUAACGUCAUUUUUAAUAUGCCUUUGCUUUUUCACUGAGAUAAAAGUUUACAAAUACUCAGUGUCCACCUCCGUGGAUUUUUACAUUCACCUGUAAGUCACCAGGUCAAGAUAGAAAGUAGUUGUUACUCCAGUAGGUGCCCUUUGCCUUUCACACAGAGAGAUAGUUGCUGGUCUGGCCUUUAUUGCCUGUCAGUUAGUUUUGCCUGUUUUAAAUCUAUACCAAGUGUAAUUGUAGGCACUCGUGUCUCUUCUGUUCUCUAUGUUUGCUGUAGUAACCCAUGUUGUGGAUUGUAACGGUUCAUUUUUCACUUCUGUGUCAUAGUCCAUUCGUUGUACCAGUUUAUCCGUUCAAUGUUGACGAAUAUUUGGACUGUUUCCAGUUUGUGGUCAUUACAAAUAAAAUUGCUAUUGAAA
Molecule: messenger RNA, 7310 nt
Organism: Mesocricetus auratus (golden hamster)
Lineage: Eukaryota; Metazoa; Chordata; Mammalia; Rodentia; Cricetidae
Gene: Epm2aip1
Product: EPM2A interacting protein 1
Exons: 1
Coding region: 120-1940 (606 amino acids)
Biological process (GO): positive regulation of glycogen biosynthetic process; positive regulation of glycogen (starch) synthase activity; response to insulin
Source: RefSeq, a predicted model, not a curated record